Messenger RNA from Melanaphis sacchari, 1600 nucleotides. RefSeq lists its product as uncharacterized. The annotation marks the transcript as partial. NCBI's taxonomy places the organism in Eukaryota, Metazoa, Arthropoda, Insecta, Hemiptera, Aphididae. The transcript is spliced from 5 exons. The record is from RefSeq and is a predicted model, not a curated record.
AUGAAGAAACACUUCCUUCGUCUUCCAAAACUGAAUAAAACUGAAAUUAUUAAUCCUGCUGAAAUAUUGAAUAAGUCUAUUGCUAAUUUUAUUGCAUCUUUAUAUGCUAAUCCAAUUAUACCUAGAAAUGUUAUACAAAUAGUUGUUGAUGGUGUGGAACAGAUUUUUUCUGAGGGAUCUUAUGUAGAACCUAAAGAAAUUGUUAUUGGCCAACAUUUAAACAAAGUAAUUAAAAAAGGUUUGUCUGUUCUUGAACCUAUUAACUGUACUGAACAAUUUAUUCCAUUGCGAAAAGUCCUGAAACAAUUUUUUUGUCUUGAAAAUGUUCUUGGUGAAACCCUGGAACACUUGGCUAAUUUAAUGAAUGAUAAAAGUGUUUUAAGGAAUUUUGUUCAGGGUACCUUUUGGCAAAGCAGACUGAAAAAAUUUGAUGGUAAAACUGUCUUACCUCUCUUUAUGUACUUUGAUGAUUUUGAAAGUGGUAAUGUUCUUGGGAGUCAUUCUGGUGUUCAUAAACUGGGAGCAGUGUAUGUAUUGGUCCCAUGCAUACCACCUCACCGUACAUCUGUUUUAAGUAAUAUUUUCCUUGCUUUACUUUUUCACUCUUGUGAUAGAGAAACUGGUAUAGAAAUAGAUACUCCUGUAUUUAAAGGUGUAUUAUACUUUGAUUUAGGAUUAAUCAUUGGUGAUAAUUUAGGAAUCCACUCAAUUAUUGGUUUAACUGAAAGUUUUUCCUCAAAUUAUUCAUGUCGAAUUUGUACUAUAAAAAAAAAUGAUUUAAAAUUUCAAUGUUACGAAGAUGAAAGUCUACUAAGGUCAAUUGAUCAAUAUUAUAUGCACUUAGAAAUGAACAAUCUAAGUGUCACUGGCAUAAAAGAAAAGUGUGUGUGGUUAGAUGUUAAAAAUUUUAAUUUGUUUGACCAAGUAGGCGUUGAUUUAAUGCAUGAUAUUCUUGAAGGAUGUGCUAAAUUAUUUGCAUUUGAUUUUGGACCUGAGAAAAAUAAACCGUGUACAAUUAAUAUGGAUCACAUUAAUGUAGGAAAUGUAAAACAAUCGGCAUCUGAAAUGUUAAUACUAGUAAGAUAUUUUGGAUUAAUUAUUGGCGAUCUUAUCCCUAUUGAAGAACCAGUUUGGGUUCUAUAUAUAACUUUACGUAAAGUUUUAGAUAUCAUGCUAUCACCUGCGCUUGAAGAAGAAAGUAUUUAUUUACUAAAAACUUUGGUAGCAGAACUCAAUGAACUUUAUUUGAAAUACAGCAAAAAUUGUCUUAAACCUAAAUUCCAUUUUUUGGUACAUUACCCCUCUAUGAUUCAAAAGUUUGGUCCGGUUAGUCAUAUUUGGACAAUGAGAUAUGAGGCCAAACAUAGAAUUUUAAAAAUUUGUGCUAGAUCGUCUUUCAACAGACGAAAUCUUUGUUUAACUUUGGCAAUUAAACACCAAUUACAACUUAAUGAAACAUUUUAUAAAGGUCGAUUAUGUCCUACUAUUGAUGUAGGUCCUUGUAAGAUAAUUAAUUCAAUUAAAUGUGAAAAAAUUAUUAAUGAACUCAAUCUUGAUCCCAAAGAAACAUUAUUUCCUGUUACUUGGGCUACUGUUAAAG